AUGAGCGAAGAAAACAAAACGCCUAGUGAAGAGAUUCUAAACAAAAAGUGGGACCUUUGCAUAUCCAAUUUAUUAGUUAAAACUGGCAUCGGUCUCAAAAAAUCUUGGCCUAUUGCAAUGUCUACUGGUUUUGGAAUUGGAGUCUCUUAUGCUGAAUGUCAAAGGACAUUUAAUCCCACUGCUAUACCUGGUGUUAAAAUUAUUAAAAAACCACCAACUUCAUCUGUAUAA
This is a messenger RNA of Diversispora eburnea, 231 nucleotides long. The record is from the annotation of a GenBank genome assembly. NCBI's taxonomy places the organism in Eukaryota, Fungi, Glomeromycota, Glomeromycetes, Diversisporales, Diversisporaceae.